UCCUCCUCCUCCUCGGCCGCCUGCCCGCCCUGCUUGCCGGCCCAGUGCCCCCCGCUGCCCGGCCGGGGCUGCCCGCUGGGCCCGGUGCGCGACGGCUGCGGCUGCUGCGCGCAGUGCGCGCGGGGCGAGGGCGAGGCGUGCGGCGUCGGUGGCGGUGUCGGUGGCGGCGGCUGGGGACGCUGCGCGGCCGGCCUGGAGUGCCGCCGGCGGCGCAAGGGCCAGCCCGGGGCGUGCGCCUGCAAGAGCCGCUACCCGGUGUGCGGCAGCGACGGCCUCACCUACCCCAGCGCCUGCCAGCUGCGCGCCGCCAGCCUGCGCGCCCAGAGCCGGGGCGAGGCGGCCGUCGAGCAGCGCAGCAAGGGGCCCUGCGAGCAAGGACCCUCCAUUGUGACACCUCCUAAAGACAUCUGGAAUGUCACCGGGGCGCAGAUUUACCUGAGCUGCGAGGUCAUUGGAAUUCCUACCCCUGUACUUACCUGGAAUAAGAUAGCGAAGGGUCAGAGGACAGAGCUGCUGCCAGGAGAUCGGGAGAAUCUAGCCAUCCAGACUCGCGGGGGUCCAGAGAAGCACGAAGUGACAGGGUGGGUGUUGAUAUCCCCUUUGAGCAAAGAUGACGGCGGAGAAUACGAGUGCCAUGCAUCGAACUCUCAGGGAGAGGCUACAGCAUCGGCGAGAAUUACCGUGGUGAAUUCAUUAAAAGAAAUACCCACCAUAAAAGGUGGUGAGGCUGAGCUAUGAAAAGCGAGC
This is a messenger RNA of Euleptes europaea (tarantolino), 747 nucleotides long. It is a transcript of the gene IGFBP7, whose product is annotated as insulin like growth factor binding protein 7. NCBI's taxonomy places the organism in Eukaryota, Metazoa, Chordata, Lepidosauria, Squamata, Sphaerodactylidae. The annotation marks the transcript as partial. The record is from RefSeq and is a predicted model, not a curated record. Gene Ontology annotation, cellular component: extracellular region. Gene Ontology annotation, molecular function: insulin-like growth factor binding. The transcript has 5 exons. Gene Ontology annotation, biological process: regulation of signal transduction; regulation of cell growth.